UUUGGCUCUAUCUUUGAUUGGGAAAAAAUUUCGUAUCAAGUAGUAUACUUGUCCAGAGUGGCUAGGCAGAGAGUAAAUGGUAAUAUGUCUGCUAUAUCUACUGGGAUGUCUUCGGGAAGUCUUGAUAGUUCUAACCUGUUAGCUAAUUGGUUUUGCUGA
Molecule: messenger RNA, 159 nt
Organism: Dentiscutata heterogama
Lineage: Eukaryota; Fungi; Glomeromycota; Glomeromycetes; Diversisporales; Gigasporaceae
Source: the annotation of a GenBank genome assembly